AAGAGUGGUAUUCUGGUUUUCAAACGCAAUGAAAGUAGCAAAGUUUAUCAAGAUAGUGGAUGAAUGACUUGAUCUCUAAGCCGCAGACAUUUUGUGUCUCGCAGGAAGUCCGGCGUUGGAACGGAACACUCUGAUCCAUUUGUUGACUUUUGAACGACUGCUUAACAGAAAAGUUGCUAUGGUCAUUUUAGUGGGAUGAAAGGCUUUCCUUUAUCAAAAUUGUUCUUAAGUCAAUGUCGACGAGAACGGACAAACUGUAGUAUCAACUAUGGAACAGCUUGAAACUUUGGUUUGUCAAAGUGUAGUGUGUACUGCUCCUUUUACGAAGAGAAAAAAGGUUUCGGUAAAAUAACAGCUCUCUACUAGUCCUUCCCUUUGGAGUCUGUGAGUUUUUCGUGUCCACUUGUUGUAGUGUUCAAAAACAAAAAGAUAGCCUAUGGAUUGCAUAUUUUCAUUUUUUCGCGAGAUAAUGGCUUGUGUUUAGUUGCCCAUUCAAGUUUCAGUUCUCACCAUAUCAGAAGCUUUAGAAAACACCCGCACUCCUGUUGUUCCACUGAAUCUCUCUCUCCAUCCUAACAUUUUCCGCACCCUCAUCAGAAAUUCCCAUUUCUUCUACUGCCCAGUUUGCCAUUUUGACACAUUUUCGUGUUGACCCAAAGAUGGUUAACCGAAUGGGUGUUGUCGAAAAGUCGGUAGAAGCAAAAGACACGGGCUCUACUACAGGGGAAUGGAAGGGACAGGAACAGGACUCUUCACAAGAAGAAGAAGAAUUUUGGGACUUUGACGACAGUGAUGAUGAUGCUUGUUCUUACUGUAGAACCUGUCAGUUACGAAGAAGAUUAGAGAAAAGACUUGCUGCGAAAAAGAUGCUCAACCAAUUGGAAGCUAAUGAAGACCAUAUACGUCGAGUAAAGGAAGAUGGCUGUCAAGUUCAACCAAGGGAAGACCAUCGGAGUAUAGAAGAUCUUUUAAGGUUUAUUGGUGAAGACAGUGGUGGUGAGAAUGAUAAAAGGAAAAGUAAGGCUGGGGUUUCUAGUUCCAAAAAAUCGAGUUCCAAGUCGAACAAGAAGAAGGACAAAGGUCGGAAAAAGCAGAGUUGUAAAUCGAACGGUGAAACGAAUAAAAGCAAAACAUCUUCGGAAGGAAGAUAUUCUGACCAAACCGUUCCUAGUCAUGAAAGCAAAGGAGAAGACAGUUGGAGUGGCCACAGCAGUAGUUCAUUAUCGAAAAGAACAAAUGGGAAUAGUACUUUUGUAGAAACGAGUAGAGCUCCAAAGAGUAUAGUUCAUAUUUCACAAGGUGAUACUAGUAGUUACUCCAAUGCUCCUGUUUUGGAUAAAGAUUUGGAAGAUUGGGAAGCAGACAUUGAAGCAGAAGUGGAAGCUUUCCGUAAGAGAUUGGAGGAACUUAGUGCUCCAUUGAAGAAUAAGCCCAAGAUUGGUGCUUUUCCACAACUUUCCUCUACGUAUGAACAGUCUCUAAGGAGCCAUCGUAUGGGAUUUCACAAGGCAAACGAGAAUUCCAGUAAUAGUAGAACGAGAAGUGUCGGUAUCUUGUGAAGUUGAGCUGUUUUAAUUGGCUGUAUUUAUCUGACUCGAAGAAUGUUUUAUUGUACUACCCUCUUAAGUGUUUUAAACAAAACAUGUUUUGCAUUUUCAGAACGGUUAGUUGCCAAGAGAUAUUGAAGAUGCACCAGUUUUGUUGUCUAUAAAGUUGUUGCAUAUGACUACUGUGAUAUUUAUAUCUAUAUGCCUUUUUAGUCUCGACCAUGA
This is a messenger RNA of Galdieria sulphuraria, 1772 nucleotides long. RefSeq lists its product as uncharacterized. The transcript is spliced from 4 exons. The coding region runs from base 672 to 1559 and encodes 295 amino acids. The record is from RefSeq and is a predicted model, not a curated record. Lineage: Eukaryota; Rhodophyta; Bangiophyceae; Galdieriales; Galdieriaceae.